AAGGACCCCGGAGGUCCUCGCUGUCGCCACCGAGGCCCAUCCGUCGCCGCCGGAGGGACGCGUCCGGGCCGUUUCUCGGCUGCCAGAAUGUCGACAAAGAAUUUCCGCGUCAGCGACGGAGACUGGAUCUGCCCGGACAAAAAGUGUGGAAACGUUAACUUUGCUAGAAGAACCAGCUGCAACAGGUGUGGACGGGAAAAAACCACAGAGGCCAAGAUGAUGAAAGCCGGAGGGACUGAAAUAGGGAAGACUCUUGCUGAAAAGAGCCGUGGUCUCUUCAGUGCCAAUGACUGGCAGUGCAAAACAUGUGGUAAUGUUAAUUGGGCCAGGAGAUCAGAAUGCAAUAUGUGCAACACUCCAAAAUAUGCAAAACUGGAGGAAAGAACAGGGUAUGGUGGAGGCUUUAAUGAAAGAGAGAAUGUUGAGUAUAUAGAACGUGAAGAGUCAGAUGGGGAAUAUGAUGAGUUUGGUCGUAAAAAGAAAAAGUAUAGAGGGAAGCCUGUUGGUCCAGCAUCUAUCCUAAAGGAAGUUGAAGAUAAGGAAUCUGAAGGGGAAGAAGAGGAGGAUGAGGAUGGAGAUCUGUCUAAAUAUAAAUUGGAUGAGGAUGAGGAUGAAGAGGAUGGUGAUCUCUCAAAAUAUAAUCUUGAUGCUAGUGAGGAAGAAGAUUCUUCCAAGAAGAAGAAAACUACAGCUAGGCGCAGUCGUUCCAAGUCUCGAUCUUCUCACUCACGAUCUUCAUCUCGCUCAUCCUCCCAUUCAAGCUCAAGGUCUAGGUCCAGGUCAAGAAGCUCCUCCAGUUCAAGGUCAAGAUCUCAUUCCAGUUCCAGAGAACGUUCUAGAUCCCGUGGGUCGAAAUCAAGAUCCAGCUCCAGGUCCGUCAGGGGUUCUUCCACCCCAAGAAAGAGAUCUUACUCGAGCUCUCAUUCGUCAUCCUCCCCUGAGAGAAGCAGAAAAAGAAGCCGAUCCAGAUCGUCUUCUGGUGAUUGCAAAAAAAGGCGAAUGAGAUCACGGUCACCUGAAAGAAAUCGCAGGUCAUCAUCUGGAUCUUCUCAUUCUGGAUCCCGCACAAGUUCUAAAAAGAAAUAAUAUAUUAAAAAACGGAAAACUUAAAAAAUAUAGCCCAGUGCAUGAGACAUAAAGAAGUUGGUGUCUUACUUGGUCAGAAGUGCUAAAUACUGCUAGUAGGGAGUGCAUGUUUUAUGGAAAACUGCAGCUUAUUUUAAUUAAUGAACCAAAAUAGUGAAAUAUUUUAAGCCAUAAAUUGACCCCUGAAAGGUGAGUAGUGUGACGUUUGCUUUGUUUUUCUUUUCAAAAAUUUGUGCCUCCUCCUUUUUCUUAGCUUGACCGGCUUCAAAAUGUGAAAGCUAAGUGAAGUCCUGUCCCAAUGCUUCCCUUAUUUGCCAUUUAGACAACAUGCAAAACUAAAGAGGGUGGUACAAUUGGCAUUAAUACGUGCUGGUGUAUUUCAUUUUCCCUUGCCCUCUGUGCACACAGUAGGAAAUUACUCAUUGUUACAAUGAGUUUUAAAAUAGAAAAUAUUUCAGUGUGAAAGCGACCUUCUAUUAUGGUUUUUACUUGAGAAGAAAUGCAUUUUUAGACAAAUGGGAAAAUAAUUUUCUGUAAGUCACAUACUAUGUUUUUUGAUACUAGGCAAAGGAAGAAAAGCUUACUUGUUAUGCUGAAUGUAUACUUUCCUGACAACAUAACUUUCUAGUUGGUGCUUCCUACAUUUUUGGUUUUUGAUAGUCAUAUCCUAAGCUAAAAAGUUAGCAGAUGAAGUAUAGUGACAAAGUACAAUAAAGCACUGAGAACCAGGGCAUUCAGGAUUUUUGAAACCUUUUACAGAGGAGUGGGACUGUAGCAUUCAAAUCUGUUUGCACAAGGCCAAAAAAACAAACAAACCCUGAAAUCAAACUGGCAAACCUUUUGUUUCAUGUUUGUAACUCUUACAGAAACUGUCACAACUCUUCUAAAAUAUAAUACUUCACCCAUGAAUCAUUGCAAGUAAUUUUCCUUGUUGACCAAUGUAAAUUUAUGGCUUAAAAUGUUUCAUAAAAUUUGUGUUACUAGCAAAUAUUUGUUAAAUACUGACCAAUUUUAAGUUCCUUUUGCUUGGGAGAAAUAUGUGUUAUCUUCAGUGACAUCCCAAGGUAAGUAUGUUAAGGGAGAUUAAUUGUUCAAGGAAACAAACAGUGUGUCAUCACUUGUAUGUAACAUCUUAUUUGUAAAGUGAACUGCAUAGAGUGACAAAUGCAGUAGAAACUAUUUUAUUUUACAUUUUUCUUUUAUGAACAUCUUAAAUUUCUUUUGGACUGAUCAAAGAGAAAACAGACUGCUUUUUGCUGUAGAACUGUUUUGGAUAAACUCGGCAUUAAAAAGGCCCUACAAUCCUGUAUUGCUUUCCUCUUAGGUAUACUUCUCUUUUGCUAAAUGUAGCCUAGAUUGCACAAGAACAGUUAGUCUCUUGUAACUGCCUCUGACUUCUUGAAAGUCUGUCUAAAAUUGUGAAAAAUCAGAUUUGCUAGAUGCUACAUGUUAAAGUUAGUUAUCCUUGUGGUUUAUAUUCCUAAGUAUUGUACCUAACCAGUUUUUUAAACUUGGCAAAAUGAUAAGCUAGAAUGACUAAGGGACAAUUAUGGGUGUCAUUUGGCUUGGAUUAAAAUGUACUGGUGUGUUCUAUGAAAAUACAAUUCUGUAGACAUAUGUAAAUAAAGCAUGCUGAUCAAAGAAAA
Anolis sagrei ordinatus is the source of this 2732-nucleotide messenger RNA. RefSeq names its product zinc finger RANBP2-type containing 2 (gene ZRANB2). Gene Ontology annotation, molecular function: lipopolysaccharide binding; RNA binding. Gene Ontology annotation, biological process: RNA processing. NCBI's taxonomy places the organism in Eukaryota, Metazoa, Chordata, Lepidosauria, Squamata, Anolidae. The record is from RefSeq and is a predicted model, not a curated record.